UUUAACGUCAGAAUUAAAAGCAAAUUGAAUUACAUUACACACAUUGUUUUUUAUACUUGUUAUUUUUACUGUUUGUUUCGAGAUUUUAAGCAAAGAUGUCGCUAAACCCAACAAUGGCCAACCAGUUGACAGCACCCGAAGGUCCAACAAUCGGAGUAAAGCCGCACGUGCAGCCCUGGGAGGUGAUCGCCUGGACACCGGCCCAGUUAACCAGGAUGUAUGCCGACUGGUCCAUAUACUUGUCCCGUCACCAGAGGCUGCGGCACGGGCUCCAUUGCGUGAACAGUGCCCUGAAUUUUGAUCCAGUCAACACGAAGGCGUUGAUGCGCCGGAGUCAGAUCCAGAGGAAAAUGGGCCGAGCUUCGGAAGCAUUGAAGGACUGCUCUUGGGCAGAAGCUUUGCUUAAGGAACAAGAGCCACCGGUCAGCAAAUCGCACGUCAGUUUGGAGGUCUGCGAUGCCCUCUACGAGUCAAAUCGAUUGGAGGAUACCAAGAUAAAACUGCACGACCAUCUACGGCUCUGCGGUUACGCCCAAGGAGUGCCUUUAGUAAAUCGUCUUAAUGUGGUGGAUGAAAACUUUCACGAUACCCUUUCUGAAGAUACUACUCUGGCAGUUCAGCGUUUAAUUAAUCGCAUGUUGAUCAGCUUGGCAAAGGAGCCCAAGGAAAUAAAGGGGGAUUGCGAUGUAGUUAGCAUAAUAGAAAAAGAGGAAAUCAUUUUGUCGCCCCUGGAAAUCGCUCGACGAAAGCGACAUUAUAAAAUAUAUAAUCAGACUUACUUAAAUAAAUGCUGGAAGGACGUGGAGUUUUUGAAGAAAUUGCGCAAUGAUCAAAAGGUACCUCCAAUACACACCAAAAGAUCAUCCAAUUACUUGCGCCAACUAUUAAAUUCUAAUUACCAGAGGGUGCGCAAUAUGACGAAAAUGUUGCACACUCGAUGUCCCAUGUAUGCCCAGCAUCAGCAAAAAUAUCCAAACGAAGCUUUUUGGACGAAGCAAAGAGAAGAAAAUCUAUACCGCAUUCAGUACCAAACAAGAAGAAAUAUGUUCAAGAUUUUGAGAAGUAUAAGGCAGUUAAUACGGGUUGGCGACUUACGGAAACUAUCAGAUUUUAUCGAAGAGGUUAUGGGUGACUAUACCACAAUAAAGACGCAUCGAGUCAUGCCGUGGAAAUUUGAAUUCAUUAAUGAGGUCUAUAACUACCUAGGUUUAGCCCGCCUUAAUGAGUUCAAAAUUCCCACCAACAUGUCGAUCUUGCAAGGCAAACAACGUCUCCUAACCUUAUUUAGAUUGCCGGUCGAAAAGAAUAUAGAGCUUCAAAUUAAAAAGACCAAUCGGCCGGAAUCUGUGUAUCAAGCCAGUUCCGAUACAACUGAUCCCAAGACGGAGAAAUUCAAAAAGAAAGUGGCACGGUAUGAGAAACGAAUGCUGUUUGCCGAAUACCACAUUGAACGCGCAUACCUUUUGCACGAAUUGGCUCAGUGUCAUUUGGACAAUAAUUCUUUUGACGCAGCCUGUUCUUUAGCUCGCAAGGCUCUUGAAGAGGCGACCAGAUGCAGAAGUGUUGUAUGGAGCUUCCUCAGUCUAAUGGUUAUUUGCAAGGCUCACGCCAUUCUGGGGAAGAUUGAACGCGAAAAGGAUCUCCUUUCCGAUGCCUUUAAGCUGGCAAAGCGGAUGAAAAACAUGGAGCUCUGCCUCUUCAUUGACAUUUGCAUAAAAGUCAAUGCAGAGGAGAUGGAACUGAAAAGACUGGUAUCCACGGACAUAAUUAAUAGGAGGCAUAGGUACAGGCAGGUUCUCUCUGAGUUAGGUAGCGCAGAACGCUACCAAUCUUACAAACAUUAAUAAUGUGAAAUAUAAAAAAAAAUUAUAACAUACUUAUUGACCAAAACUUUAAAA
Drosophila ananassae is the source of this 1898-nucleotide messenger RNA. Its product is annotated as outer dynein arm-docking complex subunit 4. The transcript is spliced from 8 exons. Bases 96 to 1844 code for a protein of 582 amino acids. The record is from RefSeq and is a predicted model, not a curated record. NCBI's taxonomy places the organism in Eukaryota, Metazoa, Arthropoda, Insecta, Diptera, Drosophilidae. Gene Ontology annotation, molecular function: protein binding.